This is a messenger RNA of Rosa chinensis, 522 nucleotides long. Its product is annotated as leucine-rich repeat protein 1. Gene Ontology annotation, molecular function: protein binding. The coding region runs from base 1 to 522 and encodes 173 amino acids. The transcript has a single exon. The record is from RefSeq and is a predicted model, not a curated record. NCBI's taxonomy places the organism in Eukaryota, Viridiplantae, Streptophyta, Magnoliopsida, Rosales, Rosaceae.
AUGCCGAGCACUUUCUUGUUAUUCGCCGUAACCCUAAUCCUGAGUGUAGACCUCCUCACUGCCGUGGUGUACGCUAACCCUGAAGUGACCGCUUUGUCCGCGCUGAAGAAUAGUUUAUCUGAUCCAAACAAGGCGCUCCAGUCGUGGGAUACACAGCUUGUCGACCCUUGCACUUGGUUCCACAUUACCUGCAACGAUCAGAACUACGUUACCCGAGUCCACCUAAGUUCGCAAAACCUCUCUGGCAAACUGGUACCUGAACUUGGAAACCUAACUCAACUUCGAUAUCUAGUACUCUUCAAGAACAACAUUGAAGGAAGUAUUCCAGCGGAGCUCGGUAAGCUGACGAACCUCGAUUCCUUGGCCUUGUCUGAUAACAACCUCUCGGGGACCUUACCUUCUUCAUUGGAGAACUUGAAAUUACUUAAGAUUCUAAAUCUGAAUAAUAACAAGUUUUUAUCUGGGGCAGUCCCCCGGGUCUUAUUCAUGUUCCGCGCCUCGACAUCUCGAACACAAGUUUAA